Molecule: messenger RNA, 1407 nt
Organism: Cynoglossus semilaevis (tongue sole)
Lineage: Eukaryota; Metazoa; Chordata; Actinopteri; Pleuronectiformes; Cynoglossidae
Gene: mid1ip1l
Product: MID1 interacting protein 1, like
Exons: 2
Coding region: 247-696 (149 amino acids)
Biological process (GO): regulation of lipid biosynthetic process
Cellular component (GO): cytosol
Source: RefSeq, a predicted model, not a curated record
AACAAGCAUUUAACAAACUAGCUUUGCGUUGUCCAAUGACUUGUGGAUUUUCCUAAAUUACCCUGGGAACAAGACAGAAGAGAACAGGUGUAGGUAAUGAGCAGGAAUCAAUAAAACCACCCGAGCUGCUGCUACUGAAGCUUGAGGAUCUGAGGAGUCGAGUUCUGAUUUGAAGUGUGGAGAGCAUUCCAAUCUUUGAAACCCUCCACAUUAUCACCUUCACCACUACACAAAAUCCAAGCCACGAUGAUGCAACUCAACAGCGACUCAUGCAACAAGCACUCACUCAUUAAUGUCAUGCACCGUUUCAUCGCUGCUGCCAACAACAUGGACGAGACCAUCAUGGUUCCCAGUCUUCUGAGGGACCUGCCCUUGGAAGAGGUGGAGGCCAACAACAACAACAAGCAGAGGGACAUGUACGAACACUACCAGCUCCUGAAGUCCAUCAAGAAUGACAUGGAGUGGGGUCUCCUGAAGAGGGAGAUGAACAGCGGUGGCUUCCUGGAGAUGACGGUGAAGCAAGAAGAGCAGCAGGUCCAGGAACAGGUGCUCCCCGACAGCAGCUCAGACCUUGAGCACCAGUUCCACUUCCACCUCAGAGGACUGUUUGGAGUUCUGUCCAAGCUGACCAUGCAGGCAGACGACCUGACCAACAGGUAUAAGAGGGAGAUAGGAGGAGGGACCUUCAUCAGAUAGAACUGUCCGUCUCCCCUUUUGUUGUCUCCCCCCCUCCCCCUGCUCUGACUUGCCUGACUUGAAAAAGAUGGGAUUUGUUGGAAGGGUCCUGUCUCUUCUGGAAGACGAUGUGAACGGUGACCUGACCAGGGCACGGUCUCAGAUAUUUUUUUUAUUUUUAUUUUUUAAGUCCUUUGAAGAAGCACUCCAAACUGUCGUUCGUCCUGAUGAAAACUUCUCUGAAGCCAGUGAUGCCUGCACUAAUCUGAGCCUGGGGGUUUCUGUGCACAGAUCGUUGUGUUGGUGGAGGUUUAACCAAGCCUGGAUCCAGGUCUGACUCUAUUUUUCAGGUUGUCAGUAGAGGUUAAUUUGUGUGGUUGUGUAGGUUAAGUGUGGGUGUCGUUGAAUGUAGGUUGUUCAUCACUAUUUUUAUUAUUAUUAUUCUUAUUAAGCCCUUUUCACUUUAUACCAGCACAGUUUUUUUUUAUUAUUAAUGGUGCCUUGACUUUCUCUCCUUGUUCUGUACUCCAGACCCUGUUCAGUCACCUUCACAUUGUCUUCACGCUGUAACUGUUCUUCAGGAUGUUUGUAAUGUUUGUAUUGAAAACACAUCAUUUUCAUUACAAACAAUUUUUUUUUUUUUUCUUCAUUAACUGUCACGAUAUUUCAUCACCAGUUUUAUACUGAUGCAGAAAUGCAGUAGAAGUGAAAUAAAUAAUUCCAAAAUUAAUA